Messenger RNA from Nylanderia fulva, 2281 nucleotides. RefSeq names its product phosphatidylserine decarboxylase (gene Pisd). NCBI's taxonomy places the organism in Eukaryota, Metazoa, Arthropoda, Insecta, Hymenoptera, Formicidae. Gene Ontology annotation, molecular function: phosphatidylserine decarboxylase activity. Gene Ontology annotation, biological process: phosphatidylethanolamine biosynthetic process. Gene Ontology annotation, cellular component: mitochondrion. The record is from RefSeq and is a predicted model, not a curated record.
UCUUUGCAAAUCAUAUUCUCCUAUUACCUCAAAUGAUAUUUUUCAGACAUUUAUUGCUGCACUACUACCGAUUACCUCUUCGCAAGAUAUCACAUGGUUCAAGAUCACACGUGCAAUACGCAUGUAAGGAAUAAUUUAUAUCAUGUAUAUUUGCAGAUUAGAUAAUAAAUUAAACCAAUCGCAAGAUGAUUACGAAUAAUAUGUGGAGACUAGGUCGUCUUGUCAGAGGAUGUCAACAUUGCGGCUCUUUAUUGCGAAUAGCAUCGCAACGUUUAACAAAUCACGUCAGAAGCUGUUCAAGUGCCAAUAUAAGAUAUGUCAAGAACACUCGUCGACGUUGGAAAGUGAUUAUCCCUGGAAUCGGGUUAUCGCUACUCGCAGCGACACAAUGGGAUUAUUUACACAAACAUGGAUAUUCCAUCGACAUACAUGAUAGGCCAGAAUUGUUAAAUGAUGUUGUGGUUACAUGCUAUUGCUGCCUGCCAUUGCGAACAACCAGCAGAGUAUGGGGUUGGUUAACGAGCAUUGACUUGCCAGUGAGUUUGAGACCAACGCUCUACAAAUUUUACGCGAAUAUAUUUCACGCCGAUCUGGACGAGAUAGAAUUGGAUCUGUCUGCAUUUCCAAACCUAGUGGAAUUUUUUGUAAGGGCGCUUAAGCACAAUGCGAGACCAAUUGCUGAGAAUGCAAACAUGAUUUCGCCCGCAGAUGGCAAAGUUCUUUAUUUCGGACCAGUAACUUCUUGUCGUGUGGAACAAGUGAAAGGAGUUACGUACGAUCUUAGACAGUUUUUAGGAGACUUAAAUGAUUCCACGUCGAGAAAACUCGCGGACGAUUAUAUUAAUUCACUCUUAAAGAAUCCAGACAACAGAUUGUAUCAAUUAACUAUUUAUUUGGCACCUGGUAAUUAUCAUCGAUUUCAUAGUCCCACUGAUUGGAAUAUAAAAUUCCGACGGCAUUUUCCAGGAAAAUUAUUAAGUGUCAAUCCAAAGGUGCUGAAGUUUAUGCAUAAUCUGUUCUCGCUGAACGAACGCGUCGUGUAUGUCGGAGAAUGGACAGGCGGUUUUAUGGCCUAUACAGCAAUCGGCGCGACGAACGUGGGCUCCGUGAGAGUUUACUGUGAUGAAAGCCUGACGACCAAUACGGUGCAGUGGCCAGAAUUCGCGCAUCCAAAGGAGACGAAUUUAGGAUACACUCGUAUAGAUAAAGGUGAACUGUUCGGUGAGUUCAGACUCGGAUCCACGAUUGUGCUUCUGUUCGAGGCACCGCGAGACUUUCAAUUCUCCCUGCAAAUCGGCCAGACCAUUAAAGUCGGUCAGGCGUUGAGCGUGCAUUCCAACGACAAGUCCGAGGAAAAACAGAUCGAACGGCGACACUUAAUUAUGGAUGUCGCUCAGAAUUGGAGAGAUAUAUGGAAGUCUGAAAUAUAUAAAGCAAAUUAAGCUAAAGUAGGAACCGAUUUUAAUUCUACGGAGAAAUCAGAUACGUGCCUGCGCCCUUUGUCGCGCGAAGUCGUAGGUGGAAUAAAGAGAAGAAUGCCUUAAUGAAAGAUCUAGAUCUAUUCGGACCCUCUUUCGGAGUAAGUAUCGAUCUUGCAAUUACUUUUGCACAUAGCUACCUUCGUGUGCGAGAAAUAAUUAUAUCUCACACGAUUCAUCUAAAAUUAUACCCAACUUAAAUCUUAUGCAAAACUACACUUGUUCGUUAUUUUAAUUGUGCAAACAUCACGCGAAAGACGUGAUUUAUAAUAGGUUUGACACAAUUAUUUAUACCUAUUGCAUAUUCACGUGUCAUAGGCACAUGUUAAUUACGCAAUGCGUUGUAAUUAUAAUGUGAUUACAAUCGAAAAUCGUACGGAAUUACUCGACGCGUGAAAAUAUAUAUUUCUCUCUCUUUGUGCGUCAUUACUAAUAGAGGUCGGAUCGUAAACUGUUUUAGUUGCAUGCCAAAUCGAUCUUUCGCAGUUAAGGAGGCCGGCCAAGGCCAUUAGAUUGAAACAUUUUCCUCAAUUAAAGCUUUAGUUGCUUUUUUUUAUACUAGAAAGUAACAAAGGAAUAUCAUAAGUCUAUGAGCGCACGAAGUGUCAAUCUAGCUAACGUUUUUACGCCGUAAAAGAGAGUAUUUUUACCGAUCCUCUCUAUCGUUAAUAUUAAUGUUAUUUCUAGGAGAGUGAUUUAUAUAUUAGAUUAGAACAUUAUUGUGUGCUUUGCACGUUAAGUGCGCGUGCAAACAUGACUUUGCAUUCUAUAAAUUAGAAUAAAUCAGAAUACGAAUAAUCAUA